CGCCGCUGGGGCUCCCGUUCGUUGUCAAGUGCAGGCUGCUUCCAAGACAUCAUCCGCCCUCCCCCCUUCAACGCCCAUCACCGCCACCGAUUCCCUAACCUCGUUGCGCAAGCCAGUCCCUCGGGAAACACACUUGUCUGCUCCUUUCUGAUUCUCCGAUUCUCGUCCUUCUCUUCGCAUCGCCGUGCCCCCCGCCAGCCGCACCAGACACACUUCGGAAACAAAGCGAUAGAGUAGUGCCUACCGGACUGCAGCCAUCGCCAUCAUGAAUCCAGAAUACGAUUACCUCUUCAAACUCCUCCUCAUCGGUGACUCCGGCGUUGGAAAGUCAUGUCUUCUGCUGCGGUUCGCGGAUGACACCUACACCGAGAGCUACAUCUCCACCAUCGGCGUCGACUUCAAAAUCAGGACGAUCGAGCUUGAUGGCAAGACGGUGAAGUUGCAGAUUUGGGACACAGCCGGACAAGAGCGAUUCCGAACCAUCACAUCCUCCUACUACCGUGGCGCGCACGGCAUCUGCGUCGUGUACGAUGUCACCGACAUGGACAGCUUCAACAACGUCAAGCAGUGGCUGCAGGAGAUUGACCGCUACGCCACCGAGGGUGUGAACAAGCUGCUGGUGGGCAACAAGAGCGAUAUGACGGACAAGAAGGUGGUGGAGUACACCGUGGCGAAGGAAUUCGCAGACUCCCUCGGCAUCCCCUUCCUCGAGACGUCGGCGAAGAACGCGCAGAACGUCGAGCAAGCCUUCCUCACCAUGGCGCGCCAAAUCAAGGAGCGCAUGGGCAACACGACGGUCAACAACAAGCCCACCGUGCAAGUCGGGCAAGGCCAAGGCGUGCAAUCCGGCAGCGCCGGCGGCUGCUGUUAAAUGCAGACGAGAUCUCGAGCAGGAAAGACGGAAAACACACGUUUGGAUGCUUGGGCUUGCUUGCUUUGCAUGAUCUUCAAUCAACAUGACGCGGGCGUUCGAGCAUGUCUAGAUCGUUGCUUUUUUCUUGAUUGGGGGUUUUUGUGUUUUCUUCUUUUCUUUCCUGGGUAGUGGAUGGAUGGAUGGAGGCGGCACGAGAAUGAGGGAGGACGGGGGAAGGCGCGUGGCGGAUUUGGUAAUGGAUUGCUUCCUUGAAUGGAGCUCUCCCUCUGUGAGCGUGCGAUAAUGACUCGAUCUUGAAUCGAAAGGUGCACGUUUCGCGGAGACAUCUAUAGCCAUAGCUACCUACCGGUGUUGCCUUCGGUGCGAGAGCGGCGUAUCGACAUACUCUUUGCAAUCGUAGACUGUUGAAUUCUCCCUUCUGUACUACUUCUCGCCAUCCGUACCUAUCGACUACUGUGCAAUAAAGGAGAAGGACAUGAGAGACAUGGG
Molecule: messenger RNA, 1363 nt
Organism: Neohortaea acidophila
Lineage: Eukaryota; Fungi; Ascomycota; Dothideomycetes; Mycosphaerellales; Teratosphaeriaceae
Product: small GTP-binding protein
Exons: 5
Coding region: 266-871 (201 amino acids)
Molecular function (GO): GTPase activity; GTP binding
Source: RefSeq, a predicted model, not a curated record